UGUCACAAAGAUAAAUGCGGACAUUGCGGAGAUCUAUUACAGUUUUUUCCGAUUGCUAACACACAAAAAUGACAUGCACAGCACAAUUAUUUAAACUGACACACAGAGAGCAAAACUUCUUCUCAAGUCUCCAAAAGUCUAAACACCUUUUCUGCUUUACACACAUUUUGCAUUUAAAAAUGGCACUUUUUAAAUGCACUGAACACAGUUCUCUGCAUAAGACACAACAAUCUGACAUAAAGUCACAUGUUUGCCAUUUCAAAACACUGCCAUUCAAAAUGACACUACAUGAGCUAAUUGGCCAAUUACAUGUGCCACCUGGCCAAACACCUCAAUGGUUAAUUGUUAACACUUCAAUCAGGAAGUAAGCACUAUGAAAAGAAGAGGAAGAGGAAGAGGGAGGUUGAGAAUAAGCGGGGAGAAAGAGUGAGAGGUAGGGGUAGAGCAGGUAAAGGAGUUCAUGGCCAAAGAAGACAAACACUUUCAAAUGAAAUCAGAGCAACCUUAGUAGAUCAUGUCAUCAACCAUGGGCUGACAAUGCGUGAGGCUGGACAGAGAGUGCAGCCAAACUUGAGCCGUUUUACUGUCGCUUCUGUCAUCCGGACCUUUAGACUGGAGAACAGGUAUGUAACCAAAAUUUCAUGUAGUACACAUGUAGUAUACCCCAUGUCAUAGUGUAUCAGUUGGGUGACACCUGUUUACAUAGUGUAUGACAUCAGCCAUUCAUGAACUGUACAAGUUUGCUGUACAAUGUACUCUACUGUGGGGGAAAAUAUUUAGGCUGCAUUGUCCAAGCCCUAUAUAUAUUUUUAUUUUAUUUUUUCUAAAGGACUGAGAGACGACACCAUGGUGGAGGAAGGGGCCAAAUGUUCACCGGGGUACAGGAAGCUGCCAUUGGAAACUUGGUUUUGGAAAAUAAUGAAAUCAGAUUACGAGAAAUUCAAAGCCACAUCAUCAAAUACAACAUCUUAUUCAACAACAUUCAACGAGUUAGUCUGUCCACAUUGGCUCGCAUUCUCAAGCGAAACCAAAUCAGAAUGAAACAACUUUAUAAGGUGCCGUUUGAGAGAAACUCUCAAAGAAACAAAGAGUUCAGACGAGCAUAUGUGGAUGGAGUACUGGAAAUCGAUGCUCAUGCAAUCCCACAUGAGUUCAUCUUUAUAGAUGAGGCUGGGUUCAACCUAGCAAAGACCAGAAGAAGGGGGAGAAACCUUAUUGACCACAGAGCCAUUAUAGAUGUUCCUGGCCAACGUGGUGGGAACAUCACAAUGUGCGCUGCCAUCUCCAACAUGCAUGGUGUCCUCCACCGUCAUGCCAACCUUGGACCAUACAACACAGCCCAUAUUCUCACAUUUCUGGACAGACUUCACAACAUUCUCAUACCACCAGAGCGUAUGAAUGAUGCAGACCAUCAAAGAAACCGGUACGUUGUAUUAUGGGACAACGUGAGCUUUCAUCGUGCAGCCCCAGUCCAAAACUGGUUUGCUGACCACCCAACAUUUCUCGUGCAAUACUUCCCACCAUACUCAACAUUUCUGAACCCCAUAGAAGAAUUAUUUUCGGCAUGGCGGUGGAAGGUAUACGACCGUCAGCCCUUUGUGUGCAUGCCUCUUGUGCAGGCCAUGGAAGACGCAUGUGAUGAGAUUGAUGUGGGUGCAAUUCAGGGAUGGAUAAGACACUCAAGGCGCUUCUUCCCUCGAUGUCUGGCAAGGGAAGAUAUUGCCUGCGAUGUUGAUGAGGCGUUGUGGCCCGACCCGUCUGUACGGCAAGAUGCUGCCUAAUUAUUUUUCUUGCCUCUUUUUUUUUUACUGUAAUAUAUUUUUUUCAGUAAUUUUCUUUUUCAGUUUACUGUUUUUUGUAAGAAUAUUUUAGUUCAGUCCCAUGUUAAUAUAUCUGCUGUGCAUAUG
Siniperca chuatsi (mandarin fish) is the source of this 1907-nucleotide messenger RNA. RefSeq lists its product as uncharacterized. Gene Ontology annotation, molecular function: nucleic acid binding. Lineage: Eukaryota; Metazoa; Chordata; Actinopteri; Centrarchiformes; Sinipercidae. Bases 867 to 1781 code for a protein of 304 amino acids. The record is from RefSeq and is a predicted model, not a curated record. The transcript is spliced from 2 exons.